UCUCAAUUUUGUUUGUUUUUAGAUGUUAGUUUAUUUAUUCUAUUCAUUCCAGAAACGCUAACGAUGACGUUGGUAUACAGAAAACCAAACUUUAAAAUCGUUCAACACACUCGCGUCGUUAUAAUUCUUUUAUUCAUUUUGUCCGCCAUGGUUAUGGUUUCAUUCCACGUAUCUAGUUGGAAGUACAACCCUCAAUUCCAGAAAAUAAGAUCAAGUUCGGACGAAUGUGAAUCUACGUCCGAAAAGAGGCGUUCUUAUGAAGAAAAGACCAGAAAACUUAUUACAGAAACUGGUGAUAUUGGAUCAGGAAAGCCUAGUAUUCCAUCACUGUCCGAACUGAAGUCAUUUCGAAACACUUUGGACAAAGUUAUAACAAUUGUUGAAAAGCGGGAUGAAAUUCUUAUUAAAGAGCAAAAGAAACUGGAACUUCCCCCACCGCUUUCAUUGGAGGAAGUGGAAGCUAAGAUACGAAAAUUGGAACAUGAAAACCUUCCUCCAAGCGAAAGGGAAUUUUUAACGGUGGCAGCAAAAUCGACGAGUCCUAAAUAUUACAAUGGAACAUUUUUAAGACGAUUCAGUCCUUACAACAGAGUAUUAUUGAGAAUGGAUGCUGUACACAUGAAUAUUACAAAACUUAUCCCGACAGGUGAAAUUCCACUGCAUCCACUUUCUAAAGAAGAGCCGUAUAAACCAAGAAUGCAAAAUAUUCAAGAAGCUUGCAAGAAGUACCCGAAUGGCAAGUUCACUGAUCUUAUCGACCUAAAACGAAUGUUGUACGACGACACGCAUAAAACAAUAAUGUGUGUCAUACCCAAGGCUGCUUGUACAACUUGGAAGUCACUCAUGUAUUAUCUAAUGGGGAAGAGUACGUUGGAAGAUGCUUUCAAUGUUAAGAAAAGUUAUCUUGUAAUGAAUUAUGGAAAAAUGAAAUCAAUGGCAAAGCUCAGCAGUCGAGGCGUAGUUGAAAGACUGAAUACAUAUACAAAGUUCAUGGUAACCAGGCAUCCAUACAGAAGACUUGUAUCAGCGUAUAAAAACAAGUUCCAAGGUGAAAAAACUGCGUUUGUAUAUUCUCAUGGGAGAGAAAUAGCACGUCACUUUAUUGCAAGUUAUCUAAAUGGAUACAACCUUAAAUAUGCAAGACACACGAGACAAGAGGCGCUUGAAACGAUUACCUCAAAUCCAGAGUUUUUGAAAUUAAAUCAGGCUGAUCAACUAAAGGUGAUGGACAUUACAAUGCGUGGAUUUUCUGGCAACAUCACUUUUGACGAGUUUAUCAGACACGGUGUCAUUGCAAAGGCUGAUAUUCCGAGAAAUCUAGACAUUCACUGGCGUCCUCAACAUUUGCUGUGCAAUCCUUGUGCUAUAAAUUAUGAUUAUGUGGUUCGAUUCGACGAUUUAGAAUACGAUUCAGAACGGAUUUUAGACCAUAUUCAACAAAGUGAUCCUAAAGAGAAAUGGAUUAAGUUCCCACCUGGAAAGCCGGCAGUAAACCCUAACGUUACUCAAGAAUACUUUUCAAAAAUUUCAUCGGAAACUUUAGCAAACCUGAGAAACAUUUAUGAAAAAGACUUUCAGUAUUUCAAAUACGAUUCUGAGAAUUAUUAAAAUAAGAAUAGCUGAUAAGGAUAAAAAUGCAAUAUCUAGACAUGAUACUAUACUAAAAUUAGUAGCAAUAUUUAUUGUGUUACAAAUGAAAUCACAAAUUAUUGACGGCAUCCGUCUGUGAGUUUAAAAUGUUGUCGGUAUCCAUGAUACUAUAUUUAAUUUUUUUUUUAAUUUCUUGAAAAAACUUUUUGUGUUUUUUCGAUCCUAUUUAUCUGAAGCGUUAGUUUUCAGAUAUUUCAUACUUUGUCCAUGUUUCAAUGCCUCAUUCAAAUUUACCCUAAUCGAAAGAUAUAUUAUUUACACUUUAUAUUGUCCACUGUGUUUCAUUCCUUAUUUUUAUGUUUAAUCCCUGCACAAAUAAACGGUACUUUAUGUUAUUUGAAUUUUAAUAAUGAAAA
Styela clava is the source of this 2006-nucleotide messenger RNA. Its product is annotated as carbohydrate sulfotransferase 13-like. Lineage: Eukaryota; Metazoa; Chordata; Ascidiacea; Stolidobranchia; Styelidae. Gene Ontology annotation, biological process: carbohydrate biosynthetic process. Gene Ontology annotation, molecular function: sulfotransferase activity. The record is from RefSeq and is a predicted model, not a curated record. Gene Ontology annotation, cellular component: membrane.